Lentinula edodes (shiitake mushroom) is the source of this 385-nucleotide messenger RNA. RefSeq names its product DASH complex subunit Dad3-domain-containing protein. NCBI's taxonomy places the organism in Eukaryota, Fungi, Basidiomycota, Agaricomycetes, Agaricales, Omphalotaceae. The coding region runs from base 52 to 372 and encodes 106 amino acids. The record is from RefSeq and is a predicted model, not a curated record. Gene Ontology annotation, cellular component: mitotic spindle; DASH complex. Gene Ontology annotation, biological process: attachment of spindle microtubules to kinetochore. The transcript has 3 exons.
GCGCCACGGAUUCUUGAUUCCUCACCAUCAUCAUCAACAUAAGUUACACGCAUGUCGAGUCCUCCGCCCUCGGGAACCAUUUUUGAACAAAAUCCUUAUGAAAAUCAUCCCAGUCUGUCGGUUAUAGAGGCUGAAGUACUUUGGGAAUACGCCAAACUAGCUCAGAACGUUAAACUGGUGACAACUAAAACGCGAAAAUUAAUGGAUGAACCAGAUCAGAUGUUGGUGGCGAGACUGAGAUCGUUAGAAACGAAGAUGGGGCUGGUGAUGGUCUUGUUCAAAGCCUCUGUAUGGAAUGUGAUCAACGAGCAGCCGGUUGAUGUACAAUAUGGCCCCGCAGAGACGAGUGAAGACACAACUAUACGGCAAUGAUAUUUGACGAUAU